AUGAAACCGAGCAGAAAUAAUGCGGAAACUCGACCAUCACUGGAGAGGCUCAAAAGGCUUCCGGAUCUGCCUGAUCUGGGAUCCCAAUUGCGAGAUGCACAGGUUCUAUGCACCCAUGGCGCUCGAGCAGAGAUGAUCUUGAAAUGGCUGCUGGACAAAUUUUCCUCCUCGUCGGAAGCUCGCGUGAACAGUCAAGCAUGGGUACUCUUCUCGGAUUGUUUGAGAUUAUUGCCUCGGAGACGUAUUGCUACCGUGCUUGGGGCGAAUGAUAUUGUCGAAAUUAUUCACCGUACAUGUGUUGAGUCAAAUGUGACAUCCGAAACACAUUCCGAGAUCGCAAGAUCAUUGAACCUGUUGCUCCAUUUGGCAGAGAAAGAAGACGGCUCUGCUGUUCAAUCACUAUUGAGCAUUGGAGAUGACCUCGUUGCUGAGAUUUGCGGGUGCUGGUUCCAACAUGUUUACAACAGAUUUGGCGCGGACGACGGCAUCCAUUCCAUCAUGAACCAGGAUCUGCUCAACCCUGGUCUACGUCUGUGGGAAUUACGACAGCGAUCGCAAUAUGGUGACGCUUUGUUUACUUCACGUUGCCUGGUCCCUGUAUUACUAUUGCUCGAAGCGCUGCACCAUCAAGCACCUACAAGGACCCCCAAGCGCAAGCGGAAUGGCACCAGCCUGCUCUCAGCAAGCGAAAUCAUCCGUGUGCUCGAGGAACUGGUUGCAAGGCAUAGCAUAGCACAGUUCCGUGCAGCCUUUGCCUUGCGUCCUCAUGACCUGGCCGGGGUGGUCGCUGACUAUGAACCGCAGCAAGCCCAACUUCGCGAUCUCUUUCAACCACUGUGCGAAUUGCCGCCAAGCGUUAUUGCGAGACAAAUGGUCAAGGUUAUGCCUUUGCUACUUGAUAUCGCAAUCCGAUCUUCGAAAACGACGAGUCCGAAGGACCGCCUGCGGGAGCGUCCUUGGGUCGAAGCUGUCUUCACCGCUUUACAUGGCUGUGUCAUUGGAGUCCAGGAAUCUGCCAGCGAUACCGCGCUCGCCGAUAUGCUGCAAGUGCUAUACACCCGCAAUUUCGCCUUGUCAGACCACAUUAUUGCUUCACUUGUGCGAGAUUCGUCAAUAUCUUCGCCAUCUAUGAGUUCUUUCGCUGAGUGGCAUUUGGUGGCGCAAAUUUGCAAAGUCCACCCAAUGGCACUAACUGAGCCGAACGUAGCAAGUUUCGUGUUCGGCCGGAUUAGCCACGAGUGUGUCAACAGUCACUCGACACGCACAAAACAAGACACACGACCAAGGGACACGAAUGUCGUGCGGAAUGCGAUUAUCGUACCGAUUCUCGAAGCCUUUGGACAGAGCCGUAGAAUGAAGGUCUUCGUCGAAAUCUGGUCACAACAACUUGGAGAUACCCUCGAAGCCGAGAACGGAAUUGUCUGGAGUGAAGUCGGGAGAGACUUCGCCCGGGUCUCCAUAUCGUCCAUGACGCAUGAACAAAUAAUCGAAGCCGUCGAACACCACAGCCUUGAGAUCACAAGAAGGAUCAGUACAGCCUCGGGAGCCAAGAAUACUUCCCGUGAGCUGUACAUUUCUUUCGUACUCCUAAGUGCUUUCAUUCAAAGCGCUCGUAGCGAAAUUGCUGUGAUGAAGAUAUAUCAGUCACUAGAGGCAUUACGCGUAGCACUACAAAAUCCGACGGAGCCCGAUAUAAUCAAUUCAGCACCGGAACUCCGAUCAGAGUACAUGCAUCUGCUCACCGUUGUAUUUCGCGCAUGGAUGCCAUCAUGGAUCGCACAGCAGACCGAUAAAAAAUCCGUUGAUGAUGUGGCCGCGCAGCUCUCUUCCAGCAAAGCUUUGGGAAUUGCACUAGCUGGGCUCGAAGGCGGAGACAAGCCACAGAUUUCGGCAAAGCGAACUGAAGUCGCAAGUAGUACAUUUCUCGCCACAAUCUGUGAAAGCUUCAUGCCAUACGCGCAACUUACGAGCACUGAGCUAUUGCUCCGGAAAGUUUUCAAAAGUCUGAAUUUUUCGAGCACGAGCAAGGCAGUGCUUCCCGAACACAUUGAUGUUCUUCGUUCACUCGUUUCAUCCGCGCCCGAGAACUUCGUACAGAGCUACCUCGACCAAAUACCUUCAGCAUGUGACGAGAAUUCUCGAAAAUCUGCUGUAGCAUACAUUGCGUCUGUUGUAGUCGCGCUCUCAGGACGACUUGUCGAUUCAACCGUGGAUUCGCCAAUCAAUAUUCUCGUCCAGGAGUUAUGUAAUCGAUUAGCAAGCUGCGACAAUCCCUCGACCGAGCUCUGUUGGCUAUCUGUGUUAGAUGCUGUGCCCUUGUCCAUGGUGACAGAUCAAGAGAGGAAGCGAGUUGUGGACACAAUCACAGACUUAGCACCUCCCCGCUCCAUCCAAGGCCAUCUGACCUCCGUGGAGGGGCGCCUGGCCACUCUGAUCAAAUGGCUCGAGGGUCGCGCCUCUGAUGCCAGAAUUAUAACUGAUGCAGCUUGUGUCUGGGAGUUGACCCAAAUCUCGAAUGCCAGUGAUGGUCAGAGUCAGAUGAGCCAAGUCACAAUCUAUGAUCUCUUUGAAAGGUUGGCACGUAUAGUUUUCGAUCAAUGUGCCAAAACUCAGAGAAGUGAGCAUGUACAGCAGAUCUUCGCAAGCCACUCGGAGAGGUUGAAAGCUCACAUGUUGAAUUCUGACGGCGCAUCUGAAACCAGAUCAUUAAGGCAGCACUGCUCACAGGCUGUGGCCAAAAUCGCUCUCCAAGUGAUUGAGCAAGAAAUUGAUGACAAGACGAAGCAAAAGCCGACUCAUCGGGUACCAAAACUACUUUCGAACUAUCUUGAAUGUAUCGCAGCCGCAGCCAGGCUUUCAUCGGACUCCAUCGGCGAGCAUCCUGUCGGUGUCAGAGGCACGAUCAAAGCUUUCGUGGCAAUGGACGCUCUUGUGGCCGUGCCCGAAAGCAUACUUGGAAUUUUGCCAGACCGAGGAGGCGCUCAUAAGCGCCAAGUCGUUAUCGAUGCGGUGAGCCUGCUCGAGCAAGCAUGCGACAACUCAGCCCAGACUUCCGAUCAAGUCGAUGACAAUCCCGCCGCGGCGUCAUGGCAGCGAACAAUUGCCCGUGCCUAUGCUGUGGUCUGUCGACAUGCUGCCAACGAACCGCAAGACUUCUCCGCGUUGACGACGGAAGUUCUACAGCAAAGUUGUUCCGCUGAUAGUCAUGCUGCAGUACUAACAAGUUUUCAGGACGUUCUCAAGGGCAGACCGCCUGCCUGGAGAAAAAGCAUGCUUGAUCACCAGUUGCAACACAAGAACCAAAUGUCUGGAGUGGCGCUUCUGCUCCAACGCGCCAUUGUUCGUACCCUAGCGAAAGAGGACAUGGACGAAGAUUUUCUCAAUGCGGGUAUCAACAAUCUUUUGCGACAGACCGUUGCCGCCGCAAAAGGAUCAGAAGGUGUUCGUUCGGCCAAAGCAGCGAUGGAGUCACUUGCUCUGUUUCUCAAGGAGAAGCCAUUCAUGAUGAAUCAAUUCGGCAUUGAAGAGAUCUUGACAGCGCUGCACAGAGUCGUCGAUACACCAAAGCUACUGGUGGUUCUGUAUCUGAACGUUACCCACCUUUUGAAUAUUCUCCUGACACAUUACCGUGCUCGCUUACAAGGUCGAUUUCACCUCAUCAAUGCGAUAUUUCAAGGGCUCUUCUCUGGGGUCUUUCAGUCGGCAGACCGGAACUCCGCUCGAAAGCCACUCGCGGUGCGACAAGCCCGCACGCUCGCCAGGCUUUUAUCGCUCUACUGUGAUCCGCCACAUCUCCGUCACCGCAACAAGUCUUCCGACCUGAUCGAUGAAGCUCGCAAGGAGAAAGGGAGGGUCGGCCAAUUCCUACCCAGUGUCCUCCACCACUACUGUUCCCAAGUGUUGACUGGCGCAGAUGGGCCCGAGGUGCGAGAGGCAUUGAAUCCCGGCGUGUGGGCCAUGGUCGAGGCUAUAGAAGGCGCCAAUCCCGAAGGCAUCAAAGUGCUCAGCGCCGCGCUGAACAAUAGCGAGCGCGCGGUAUUACGUGCAAUGUAUGACGAUUGGAAGCGGUUUGGAAAGUGGGAGGGGUUGUAA
Messenger RNA from Dissoconium aciculare CBS 342.82, 4092 nucleotides. RefSeq lists its product as uncharacterized. Gene Ontology annotation, cellular component: nucleolus. Gene Ontology annotation, biological process: ribosome biogenesis. The transcript has a single exon. The record is from RefSeq and is a predicted model, not a curated record. The coding region runs from base 1 to 4092 and encodes 1363 amino acids. NCBI's taxonomy places the organism in Eukaryota, Fungi, Ascomycota, Dothideomycetes, Mycosphaerellales, Dissoconiaceae.